Hemibagrus wyckioides is the source of this 2336-nucleotide messenger RNA. Its product is annotated as serine protease 27. The transcript has 7 exons. NCBI's taxonomy places the organism in Eukaryota, Metazoa, Chordata, Actinopteri, Siluriformes, Bagridae. The record is from RefSeq and is a predicted model, not a curated record. Gene Ontology annotation, biological process: proteolysis. Gene Ontology annotation, molecular function: serine-type endopeptidase activity. Bases 629 to 1597 code for a protein of 322 amino acids.
ACGCCGGGUGUAAGGUGACCUGUCCAGCCAGAGUCGUGUUAUCCAGCAAAGUGUUUAUUAAACCCACCAAAAUCAUCUUACUUUACAUUUCAAUACAGAAGAAAGCUUUAAUGUGAAUAAAAUGAGGAGGUGAGGUGUAGGAGGCGUGAUGCCCUGAGGUUGGGAUGGGGGGGGGGCUGGGACGUCCCUCACAAUGCGCCUUUGAUGUUCAUAUAGAAACCGGGGUAUAACAGCAGGAGGAGAACAAUGGCGCUAUUGGGAGCGGAGUGACGUGGCGAGCUCUGAUUGGCCGCUGUGGACAGGUGCAGCCUCCCAGGUGCCACACAGGAAUCUCGGCCAUUCACAUCGCGAGCGUUUUCUCCUCUCGAGCCGUUUUAAAUUUCUCCUCAAAGCUUUAUUACUCUUUACAUCCUCGCUGGAUUUAUGUGUGAUUUUAGAACUGUAAAUAUAUAUAUAUUUAUAUAUGAGCUCGAAUUUACAAAAAACAAACGGUAAACUGGGGAAUUUAAAAGUUUUUAUUUUAGAAUAGCAAGAUAUAUAUACAUAUUUUGAGUAGCAAGAAAUUACUUUUUUUUCAUCCUCUUGGUUCACCUCAGUAAGGGAGUUAACGAUCCGCUGGAUUAGCAUCAUGCUACGCAUCAGCGCUGUGUAUUUCGCCCACGGAAUGAUGAAUUUUCGGACGGAGCUCGUCAUCGCCAUGCUCGCCUCAGGUGUCUUCCUCAUCCCAACAUGUGACACUCAAGAAUGUGGAAAGCCUCUUGUUGGAGCUCGCAUCGUAGGAGGAAGCGAGGCGCGAGACGGGGCAUGGCCGUGGCAAGUGGACAUCCAGAUGGAAACAAGCGGCCAUGUUUGUGGAGGAUCCAUCAUCUCCAGAGACUGGGUUCUGUCUGCAGCGCACUGCUUUCCCGACCCAUCCGAUGUCUCCUCCUACCAUCUCUACAUGGGUCGCUAUCAGCUCGACGGCACUAACCAGUUUGAGACGGUGAGGGAAGUGAAGAGGGUGGUGGUGGCACAGGGGUACUCCGCUCCUCAAGAGGGCAAAGACGUGGCACUCGUAGAGCUGAGCUCGCCGCUCACCUGGACAGUCCAUAUUCGGCCCGUUUGUCUGCCAAACACCAACUUUCAGUUCAACGAUGGAACCAUGUGCUACGUUACAGGCUGGGGGGACACACAAGAGGGAGUCUCGCUGUCUGGAGCCGGGACGCUACGGGAAGUCGGAGUGCCCAUUAUUGACCAAGAAACCUGCAACUCCAUGUACCAGGUCAACUCGUAUAACUCGGACACGGUGUCCAUCUUAUCAGACAUGAUCUGUGCUGGAUACCAAGAGGGAGGCAAGGACUCCUGUCAGGGGGACUCCGGCGGACCCCUCGUCUGUUCCAUCGGGAAUGGCACGUGGAUCCAGGCGGGUGUUGUGAGUUUUGGACUGGGAUGUGCUCAGAAGAACAGACCCGGCGUGUACGCCAGAGUGUCCAGCUUUGUGGGCUUCAUCCGCUCCACGGUGCCGGACGCCCAGCUGCUGGACCGCGCCUGUACCCGUGCAGCUCACAGCCUCAUGGUGCUCAGUGUGACUCUCACAGCGGUGAUGUUGGGUAGGUAGUGAGUGUGUUCAGUGGACCCAUGAUGUAAUACUGACCCACAGCAUGGAAACAAGGAAAAGGAGUUUAAAAGAUUUUGAUGAUCUGGUGAAUGUACUUCAUGAAUUAAUCAGCAUCUACACUGCCAUGCGAGAGAAACAUAAACAGCUAUUUAAGUGUAAACCCACGCUAUAAGCUUUAUUUUUAUAUAUCAUUCUUUUUUUUUUAAUGAAAUAAUGACUUCAGUGUCUUGGGUAUUUACCUCUAAGUUAAAAUGUGUAUAAGUGUUUAUUGCUGCUUCAUUUUCUAAAGUUCAAACUGGUAUUUUAUGUUGGGCUCGGCAGUGAAAGGAACUCUUAAUGCUUCAGCUUCAUACCAAGACAUUUUGGACAAUCUCAUGCUCUUUGUGGGAACAGUUUGGGGAUGACCCCUUCCUGUUCCAACAUGACUGCACACCAGUGACCAAAGCAAGGUCCAUAAAGACAUGGAUGAGUGAGUUUACAUUCCAUAUUACAUUCAUGUGCAGGUAAAGGCAGACGUCCCAAAACCUUUGGUAAUAUAUAUAUAUAUAUAUAUAUAUAUAUAUGUAAACUGGUUUAGUCAUAAAUCCAUCAUACAACCUGUAUCUGUAUGAGUGCAUUGUUCUGCUGCCACGUGAUAAACUGAUUGGAUUACUGCAUAAAGCAGGAGGAGAGAUGUUCCUAAUAAAGUGAAUGGUGAGUGUAAAUCCACUUUUUAAUAUUCACAAAUAAACACACAGUG